Heteronotia binoei (common prickly gecko) is the source of this 3297-nucleotide messenger RNA. RefSeq names its product SLAIN motif-containing protein-like. The record is from RefSeq and is a predicted model, not a curated record. Gene Ontology annotation, biological process: positive regulation of microtubule polymerization; cytoplasmic microtubule organization; microtubule nucleation. The transcript has 10 exons. NCBI's taxonomy places the organism in Eukaryota, Metazoa, Chordata, Lepidosauria, Squamata, Gekkonidae. The coding region runs from base 332 to 2266 and encodes 644 amino acids. Gene Ontology annotation, cellular component: microtubule plus-end.
GGGGGGGGCAAACAGGACGAAGAGGAUAUAAGGCUCUCAACGGCCGCGCAGGCGUCCUGAGAGCGCCCCAUCUCUUUCAAGGCCGGCCGGGUCCCCUCUUCGCUUCUCCAUGGUUGGGGCCUGAAGGACCUUUUGUGCCUUUUCCUCCUCCUCCUCCCGCGCCGCGGUGGGGCAGUAACUUGCUCUUCUCCUGCUGUGUCUGGAGAAGGUUCCCUUCAGAGCUUCAUGCAGCACUCUCCAUCUGUUGGCUUAUGAGGUCAUCAAUCCAAACUAGGCUUCUGCGCUCCUUUUUGACAGAUGCACCGCAAGAGCCCUCAGAGGUUCUGUGAAGAUGGUUGUUCCUGGGAGUGCUCCUGUAAUUCAAUCCGACCAUAGUCUUGGAACAGACCUGGGCAGAGGCUCAACAGAAGGCUCAGCAAUGGGUCCAGAUGCAGAACCACUGACUGAUCAAGUGGGCCCAGAACUGGAGGAGGUCCGGAAGCUGCAGGAACUUGUAAGAAGACUUGAGCUCCAGAAUCAGCAGUUGAGAACUAGAAGCCUCCGAAGUGUGCCAGAGGCAAAAUUGCUGAGCCAGGCUGAUGCUGGAGUGGAUAAUUGCAAUUCCAGGCUCAACGGAAUGGAAAUGAAUAAUAGCAUCAACGCUUUGAUGGAUAAGCAAGAGCUGCAGAUAGUGGCAGACCUGCACUCAGCACUAAGUAAAAUGAAGUCAGAAGCAGAAGAGAGGGAAGAAUGUUUGAAAAAAGAUAUAGAGGCCACAGUGCAGCAUAGCUGUGCGACUGCUCUUGGGAAAGAGUCUUCCAACGCACAGUUUGUGAGCAGUACAAAAAAGAGCAGUGAUGGUAAUACCAGUGGCUUAUCCAGUUGGGACUGUGGCAGCAGCAGAAGUGUUGAGCCAAUACUGAGGAUGAAUGAAGAGACUACAGAUGUAGAAGACCUUUUGAACGAGAGUGCUCUGGAUGAGGUAGAAGUGCUAGAGCUUGAGAGUGGGACUGAUGAAGAGGACAGCUGGCUGUAUGUCUCACCAAGAAAGUCAUCUAUAGAUGAAAAGGAAUCUCCCCUGAAAUGGUGCAGGCAGGUGCUAGAUCACCCAAGCCCUGAAACAGAAGCAGCCUGUCGUACCCUCAUCAACAGGCUUGACCAAGCCAGUAGAUGGAAAUCCCUGUAUUGCAGUCCACUGGCGUCUCCAAGUGUGCAUAACUUGAAUACAGACGCAGGGUCCUGUAGUAAUGCAUUAAACUCUCCUGGGCACUACAAAUCAACUAACAAACCGCUACUAACCUGUGGCAGCUCAGGUUAUUUGAGUAUGCAUUCAGCAUUAAGCUCCCAGUCCUCCGUUGAAAGUGAACUCAGUACAUCAGAUGACUCCAUAUCAAUGGGAUACAAACUGCAGGAUUUGACCGAUGUCCAGGUUAUGGCCCGCCUACAGGAAGAAAGUCUCCGUCAAGACUGUGCUUCCAGCUCAGCCUCCGUUUCUCGCCGCAGCUCCAGUGCCUCCUUGCAUUCUUUGCGCAGAGGCACCUACAGUGACCAGGACUUUGACACAUACAGUCUGGAUGACGAAGAUGACGACUGUUCCCUUUCCUAUCACAGCAGCCACAGAUAUUCUCCAUCCCCCCUCAGCUCUCCACGGUGCCAGUCCCCAUCCACAAACACGGACUACGGCAGGGCGACAGGCACCCGGAUUCGGCCCCCACGGAGAACAAUGCAAAGUCCUAUGCAAGACAGAUUGAAAUACUCUGGGAAUGAAGAGGAGCUGCGACACAGCAUGCCUAACCUGGCCAGAACAGGUCUGCGUUCCUUGGAGUCUGUAAGGAACAGCCGCAGCUUGGAGUCAGAUCUCCAGGUUCCUGGUAACCGUCUCUCCAGAAUCCAGCAACCAUCAGGCAGUCUGGCACCAAGCAAGCUCCGCUAUUCCUCCGGCGCUGGGCAGUCUCCUUUAACCGUCCGACAGCCAAUGAAAGCAGGCUCCUGUGCAAACACUCUCCUACCCCCACGACAGCCUGUUAGAGCCACUGGUUAUGCUGGUCCUACUGGAAGAGUUCGAAAGCUGCCAUCUUCCACGCUCAGCCCAGCUUCUGCAGGCAGUAACAGUUCUGUAGCUAGAAGCAGUUGUGUAACCACUGGAGCAAAGAAUUCCCUGGCUAAAAACCGAACAUCUGUAGGGGGAGCAACUGCUCCAAAGGGCAAGUUGAGCCAGCCAGCCAAGAGCAGAUUUCCAAAAGCCGCUGUUUCUAUCGAUGACUCUUGGAAGGAUGGGUGUUACUGAGCCAAUGUGAAGAAAUGCUGAAAAACAGCCAGAUAUUGAUGAUUAUGAGGUAGGUGGACUAAAGCCCAGCUGGCUGGGCAGAAGAAGGUCGUGGAAGCUCACUUCCCAUUGCUACCGGACUUGACCAACUUGGACAAUCUUUACUUGAACUGAGACCUCCUCUUGCCUUUGCUUUGACUUGAUGGUGGAAACUGACUGCCUUUUUGUUCCUGCUGUUAUGUUCUUGCUGCUGAGCCCAGAUAACUAUCUGAUAGUAGCACCCGUAUUUGGAAUAUAUAUAUAUAUAUGGCGGCCUGGUGUCUACACUUGAACUUCCCCCCCUGUGCUCACAGAAGAAAGUAGUGUGGGUUGAAGUUCUUGUACUACUAGCAAGAAGCUUUGAUUCCUUGGCACUUUUGAGGGGCAUUAGAAAAAUAAUGAAAAUUUGAAAAUGUCACCUGGAGCAUCAAUUUCCCUUCCCCCCGGGGACUGAGAGGUUUUUUAAAAACUUGUUCUAUAUUAGGUAUUUCCUCACUACUUUUAUUAUUGUAGAGGCUGAAGCAGGUUUUUAUAUCUAUUGGUAAUACAAAAUUUGUAUCUCCUGUCACAAGAGAGUGUCUCAGCUCACAAACCAGCACCACCACCAGUUAAGACUUUUGUGCUGUCAUGUGUGCGGGAUUGCUGUGAAGUCGUUUUGUACCUGACUUGCUCUCUUUUGAACUGGGUGUAGGCGAUGGUGCUGCUUCCAAAAAACCCCCCCAAACCCUGACCACAAAUCAGGUAUUUCUCUCUGGUUACCCUCACCCCAAUCCCAAAUGCUAAAAUGUUCUGUUCUGCUUUUGUAUAACUUUUCUACUGUGAUUUUUUUUUUAAGUGAAGGAACUGGGUUUUUAAACUAAAUCAGUGGCCGCUGAAGCUUAUUGACUGCAAGAACACAAUCAUAACUGAGAAUGCAAACUGGCCUGCCAGCCCUAUUUUCUGCCACCAAUGUGACUUGAUAUUGUAGUUAAUAAAUGUGAAGGAGCUAGUAAUACCUUGCCUUUAGUAGCAAA